Molecule: messenger RNA, 597 nt
Organism: Bolinopsis microptera
Lineage: Eukaryota; Metazoa; Ctenophora; Tentaculata; Lobata; Bolinopsidae
Product: EH domain-binding protein 1-like
Exons: 6
Coding region: 16-597 (193 amino acids)
Source: RefSeq, a predicted model, not a curated record
UUCUAAGGAUGUAAAAUGAGCAAGGUAUGGAGAAGGCUGCAGCGUGUUGGUAAAACUGCCUACAAGUUUGAAUUCACCAUAAAAGUACACACUGUUACUCUUGAAUGUGUUUCUGGAUGGACUCCAAAUCAAGUGUCAGUGCUGUGGGUUAGAAGGGGGAGGAAGGUUCGAACUGAGGCAACAUCAUGGACAACCCUACCUGGGAAGGACACGCAAGGAGUUGUAAACUGGCACGCUCUGGAGGCAACCAUCACACUUUACAUGGAUACCAAUUCCCAGAAGAAGAAGUUCGAUGACAAAUACUGGACUCUGAUUGUAGAGAAUAUUGGCCCCAAUGGGAAGCACAAAGCUCUGGCCACUAAGAGGAUCAACAUGUCCCAGAUGGCAGACCCCUCACUUCACCCUCAGGAGACUAGAAGAAAGUACAGGAUGAAACCUGUUGCUCGUAAAGUUCAUCUGACCGAGGAGGCGGCCAGGACUUCUGUUGUGUUGAUUCUAUUCUUCUCGUAUCUUAUGGGCUGCUCGUGUGAGGCAGGCGAUUCUGUCAGUGAGAUUCACGUUUUCAAAAGUCUUUUGGACCCCGUUCCUUUAAGAUGA